AUGGCGUCCAUCCAUCAUGCCGGCCACGUUACAAACCUAUCGAAUAUAGACUUAUCUAAACUGUCAGAAAAGGAGCGAUGGAGGAUAGAACACCAGCGAUUACAUGAAAAACACAAGGGCCAUGAGGCCAUGCACGCAGAGAUGGUGCUUAUCCUCAUUGCUACAUUGGUGGUAGCUCAGAUACUACUGGUGCAGUGGAAACAACGCCACUUUCGAUCCUAUGAGAGAGCAACUCUCAUAGGGAUGUGGACCAUACCAAUUAUAUUCUGUAUAAAAUUUAGCUGGUUACGAUUUAUCAUUAUAUGGAGUAUAUUCUCCUUGAUAACAGGAUAUGUAACAUUUAGAGCUACUAGGAAACCUCUUCCGGGCAAUACUCCAAGACUAGUAUACAAAUGGUUUAUCAUGAUCCAUAAAGUGAGUUAUUUUGCUGGAGUGACUGGUUAUAUGAUCAUCAUGCUGACUUUGUUAGGACUCAACCUUUUACUUCUCAUCAAACCCAAUGUUUCCAUGGACUUUGGACUCUUACUACUAUUUUAUGGACUGUACUUUGGUGUUGUGUCACGUGAUUUUGCAGAGGUCUGUUCAGACACCAUGGCUGCACAUAUAGGGUAUUACUCAGUUACAGGGCUGCCAGGAAAGAGAUUGGACCCAAAUGUUUGUGGAGUUUGUGGAAAUCCUAUAAUGGUGCUAAAUAAUGAAGAUGCCAUUAUUGAAGAAACUUGUAAACUAGGAUGUAACCAUAUAUUUCACGAGUUUUGUUUGAGAGGCUGGUGUAUUGUAGGUAAAAAACAGACGUGUCCUUACUGCAAAGAAAAGGUCGACCUAAAGAGGAUGUUUCCAAGUCCAUGGGACCGUCCACAUAUGAUGUAUGGCAACCUUCUAGACUGGAUCCGUUACCUUGUUGCCUGGCAACCAAUCAUUAUAAUGGUGGUUCAGGGUAUAAACUGGGCCUUAGGACUAGAAUAGAUAAUUUAUUCCAAAAGUGUGUGUGUAUGUGAUCUCAAUGACCAAUGGUGUAUAAGAAUGAUAUUUUGUUAAAUUAAAAAAUGUAAAUUUUUUGUUGCUUUUUUCAUCACAAUGUUAUCAUUAAAAAAAUAUUGGUAUUCAGGCUUAUCUCAC
Ylistrum balloti is the source of this 1119-nucleotide messenger RNA. RefSeq names its product E3 ubiquitin ligase RNF121-like. Gene Ontology annotation, cellular component: Golgi membrane; endoplasmic reticulum membrane. NCBI's taxonomy places the organism in Eukaryota, Metazoa, Mollusca, Bivalvia, Pectinida, Pectinidae. The record is from RefSeq and is a predicted model, not a curated record. The transcript is spliced from 8 exons. The coding region runs from base 1 to 966 and encodes 321 amino acids. Gene Ontology annotation, molecular function: metal ion binding; ubiquitin protein ligase activity.